GAUCGGCCGACAGGAAGCGCGGCGUCGCGGCCGAAGCCUCCGGGACAACACUCGCUCCGGGGAGCCGUCACGCCGCUUUCUCUCCCGUGGCUCUCGCGCGCCGAUGCCCGCGGCGGACUGUCGGCUGCUCCGUCAUGGCCGGAUCAUGAGGUGCCUGAGCUGCCUGCCGCUGCUGCCCGACGCCAUCCGAAAGUCCAAGAAACUCGGCGCGCUCCCGGCGAGACUCCCGCUGCCGUCCUACGACAAGCACAGGAAGAUGGCCGCGGAGCUGCGCGCCGCCAACGACGGCACCCCGGCGGUGGCGGACGCCGACAAGGCGGCGACCAAGGAGGCGACGACGGCGACCGUCAGUCGGGCCGCCGCCGCCGCCGCCGCCGCCGGAGGAGAAGCCUGCGCCGCGGCGCCCACCAGCCCGAGCGGCGGCGACCGGCCAACCGCAACCGGCAACAGCAACGACGACGCCGCCGACGCCGACGCCGACGCCGAGCCCCGCAGCUGGCAGGGCAGCCACCCCACGCUCAGGGAGAGGAACGCCUUGAUGUUCAACAACGAGCUGAUGGCCGACGUCCACUUCGUCGUGGGCCCCCCGGGGGGCUGGCGGAAGGUCCCGGCUCACAAGUACGUGCUGGCCGUGGGCAGCUCGGUGUUCUGCGCCAUGUUCUACGGCGACCUGGCCGAGGAGGAGGCGGACAUUCACAUCCCGGACGUGGAACCCGCCGCCUUCCUCAUCCUGCUCAAGUACAUGUACAGCGACGAGAUCGAGCUGGAGGCGGACACGGUGCUGGCCACCCUGUACGCCGCCAAGAAGUACAUCGUCCCGGCGCUGGCCCGGGCCUGCGUCGACUUCCUGGAGACCAGCCUGGAGGCCAAGAACGCUUGCGUGCUGCUUUCUCAGAGCCGACUGUUCGAGGAACCCGAGCUGACGCGGCGCUGCUGGGAGGUCAUCGACGCUCAGGCCGAGCCGGCCCUGCGGUCCGAGGGGUUUUGCGAAAUCGACGCGCCGACGCUGGAGAUCAUCCUGCGCCGCGAGACGCUCAACGCCAAGGAGGCGGCGGUGUUCGAGGCCGUCACGAGCUGGGCGGCCGCCGAGUGCCGGCGGCGGGGCCUGGGGCCCGGCGCCCGCAACCGGCGGCGAGUCCUGGGCAAGGCGCUCUUCCUGGUGCGCAUCCCCACCAUGAGCCUGGAGGAGUUCGCCGACGGGGCGGCGCAGUCCGACAUCCUGACGCUGGAGGAGACGCGCAACUUGUUCCUGUGGUACACGGCCGCCGACAAGCCCCACGUGGACUUCCCGACGGGCGCCAGGACGGGUCUGGCGCCCCAGAGGUGCCACAGAUUCCAGUCUUCCGCCUACCGGAGCAACCAGUGGCGCUACAGAGGGCGCUGCGACAGCAUCCAGUUCGCCGUAGACAAGCGGAUCUUCGUGGCCGGGCUGAGUUUGUACGGAUCGAGCGGCGGCAAGGCCGAGUACGGCGUCCGCAUAGAACUCAAGCGGCGGGGCGCCGUGCUGGCCCAGCGCCUCACAAGGUUCGUCUCGGACGGCUCCAGCGGGACCUUCCCGGUGUGGUUCGAGCACCCGGUUCAGAUCGAGCCCGAUGCCUUCUACACGGCCAGCGCGGUUCUGGACGGCAACGAGCUCAGCUACUUCGGCCAGGAGGGCGUGACGGAGGUGCAGUGCGGCAAGGUCACCUUCCAGUUCCAGUGCUCCUCGGACAGCACCAACGGCACCGGCGUCCAGGGGGGGCAGAUCCCAGAGCUCGUCUUCUACGCCUGAACGCCGGACGGACGCCGGGACAACCUGUCGUGUAGCAUUGCGACCCUCUUAACAGAGACUCUUCCGGAACGCCCCUUAUUUAAUUUAAGCUUUUUUUUUUUUUUUUUUUUUUUUAUUUAAACACCGCAAUAGUACUACUUUCCGUUCUAAAAACAAGCGUGGUCGAGUCGAGGCAACUCCUGGCGAUCCGCAAAAGUUGAAUGGGGGGCGAGCGCCGACAGACGGGUCGGGAGGCAACUCUACAGUUCGGUCGCCUCCAUUUCAACUUUUGCGGAACGCCGUGACCGAGACGACUGAGGAGCUGCACAGGACGAGUACGCUUCUUCCGCAAAAGUUGAAUGGAGGCACUGGACUCGUUCGUACAACCAAGAAGAGUCCCUCGCCAAAUAAAGUCCAGUUGAAGACCACUUUCACGUCCCAAAAUGCAGAUUCCAGAACUGUCUUCCAAAAAAUUCCAUUUUCUUUCCUUACUACCACAACCCCUCCACAUUUCUCCACUCAUUAGGAAUUCUUCAUUUUACAUGAGAAAAUGAUAACGUCAACGGACAAAUGUAACAAAACCUCCCAACCGAUUGAAACCAAAUUUCAACAACCAAGAAGAGUCCCGUUGCCCGGAUUGAAUUUUUCUGGAUUGGCGUGACCGAGAUGACCGACGAGCUACACGGGCGAGUAGCGUCCUGGGGUUUUGCACUUGAGGACUUGUUCUUGUUUAAAAGCAAUCGGUUGCCACAACAGGAGAGAAAAAGUGUUGAUGUACCAGGACGAUGACAUAAAAGUGAUCCAAAGUGCACACGUGGAUUCGCUUCUGCUUUCUGCGCCGAGUCAAAAACGGUAAACGCUGCAGUUGAACAAGCGCAAGUCCCGUCCACACACCAGAAGCGGGCAUGAGUUCUCAAGUGGCGAACGUGAGCUCGAAUGAAGUGCUCAUAGAUUAUUGACGCCAAAAUGAUUUAGGACGUUACGAAAAAGGAAAAAUGUCUGAACAGUCACGCAAAAUUUACAUGUCGUUAGCAUCCUAAAUCAUUCCAUUAUGCUUUUUAAUCAUUUCACCUGCUUCCUAAAUCAAUGACUGAAUGUUCUAGUGAUUUAUCAGCCAACCCCCCACCCCCCGCACGUGCAGCAUUGAGAAGAAUUAGAAGGUGUGUAGCGCACCUAUAGCGGGAGCUUUGAUGCAAAGGUCUCUGGAGAGCGCCAAGAAGGUUUUCCCCAAAGUGUACACGUUCACCUGGAAGGGCGACAAAAACGAUGACAUCGUCACUCAAGCGACACCGUCACAGUAAACCAAAAGCGUGUCACAACCAACCGUGUGAUGUCACUCUCGUCCCUGAUUGGUUGCAAGAAUGUAAACGGGAAGAAGGGCUAGCCAGCGACAAUGCUACAAAUAAACACCGUUUCAUACUUUUGAAUAGUUUUUAGCAACAAUCCAGUGGGAAAGUCGUGUGCGGGCUUGAAAGAAAUACUCUUCCUUCUAAAAGACGACCACAUGCUAACAUGCUACACGCUAACCCGAGGAUCUGUUGACGACAACUGUAGUUAAAUCGGCAUUCCAGCGUUUAAAGUCCAAACCGGUUAGAAGCGAUGCUUCGGAUUUUGUAGCGAUACGAUACCAGAAAAAAAAGGAGGGCGGUAUCGCCGAUGCCGAGAGAUAUCGAAACCGUCGUCAAUACCGAUUCAAAGAAAAUGAAUAUUAUGCAGUUGAAGAGAGACGUUCACACAUAUGCCCCCCCCCCCCCCUCCCCUCUCACUGUCUGACACGAAAUAAGACUCAACUUUUCCUGUUUCAGGUCCAUUACGAUGACCAAAAUCAUUUCUAUUUGCUACAAUGGAAGCAUUUUGUUUCCGUUUCAUUACUUGUCAGAUGGUUACAUGCAGUGAGAAUACU
Molecule: messenger RNA, 3653 nt
Organism: Phycodurus eques (leafy seadragon)
Lineage: Eukaryota; Metazoa; Chordata; Actinopteri; Syngnathiformes; Syngnathidae
Product: BTB/POZ domain-containing protein 6-B-like
Exons: 4
Coding region: 104-1771 (555 amino acids)
Biological process (GO): neurogenesis
Cellular component (GO): cytosol
Molecular function (GO): protein binding
Source: RefSeq, a predicted model, not a curated record